Molecule: messenger RNA, 1216 nt
Organism: Lynx canadensis (Canada lynx)
Lineage: Eukaryota; Metazoa; Chordata; Mammalia; Carnivora; Felidae
Gene: PIP5KL1
Product: phosphatidylinositol-4-phosphate 5-kinase like 1
Exons: 4
Coding region: 116-691 (191 amino acids)
Biological process (GO): phosphatidylinositol metabolic process
Molecular function (GO): phosphatidylinositol kinase activity
Source: RefSeq, a predicted model, not a curated record
GGGAAAGAAGGUGGGUGAGGCCGAGGCGAGGGGGCCGGGUCAGAGGGGGCGGCUGGAGGGUGAGAUCCUGUCCUCCCUCACUCCCUACCCCCGUCCCCAGAAAUUCUUCAUCAUCAUGCAGAGCGUCUUCUAUCCCGCCGGCCGCAUCUCUGAGAGGUAUGAUAUAAAGGGCUGUGAGGUGAGCCGAUGGGUGGAGCCAGCCCCUGAGGGUAGCCCUCUUGUCCUCGUGCUGAAGGACCUCAACUUUCAAGGCAAGACCAUCGACCUGGGGCCCCAGCGGAGCUGGCUCCUCCACCAGAUGGAACUGGACACCGCCUUCCUCCGGGAGCUCAACGUGCUGGAUUACAGCCUUCUGAUGGCCUUCCAGCACCUCCACGAGGAUGAGAGGGGCCCGGGCAGCAGCCUCAUCUUUCGCACAGCCAGGUCUGUGCGAGGGGUACAGAGCCCGGAGGAGCCGGGAUCCCAGAACCGCCGGCUGCUGCCCGACUCCCCCAACGCCUUACACAUCCUGGACGGGCCGGAGCAACGCUAUUUCCUGGGUCUCGUGGAUCUCUCUACGGUCUACGGGCUCCGCAAGCGGCUGGAGCAUUUAUGGAAGACGCUGCGCUACCCAGGUCGGACCUUCUCCACCGUCAGCCCCGCUCGCUACGCCCGUCGCCUCUGCCAGUGGGUGGAGGCUCAUACCGAGUGACCCGCGCCCGUCGCUCUCUCGCAUCUGGACAAUGGGCACACGCCGGGAACCAGGGUUCCAGUCUGGCCCCGGCGGCGGGUCGGCCUCCCUUCACCUGCUGUUCCUCCCUUUGGCCUCCAGAGGGCAGCAUCCCCUAACUAAUACCAUGACAACACAGCCUCAUUUGGUGGUGAUGACCGGUUCGGCGUUGUGCCAGGGACUCCCCAACAUUAGCUCCAUUAAUCUUCAAAAAAAAAAAAAAAAUGCUAUUAUUCUCUUUUUACAGACCAUGAAUUGGAGGCUCAGGGGGUGAAGGUACUGAGCAAGAUCAUUCAGCAAUAAAUGCUGGAACCAGGACUCGACUAUGCCUUUUGGACUCAGGAGCCUGUAUUCUUACCCAGCAGCUCCCUUAGCCCUGUCUUCAUGCUCUGGGGAAUGGUGUAGGCUGAAGGCUCCAGCCAAGCCCCUUUGUCGUCCAGAUGGGGAAACUGAGGCCCAGAGACUUUAAUGGGCUUACCCAUGGGUAAGUGGAAAGGCCAGCCCAAG